Messenger RNA from Ceutorhynchus assimilis (cabbage seed weevil), 2228 nucleotides. Lineage: Eukaryota; Metazoa; Arthropoda; Insecta; Coleoptera; Curculionidae. The record is from the annotation of a GenBank genome assembly.
CUUUAAUCGAAUUAAUUUGUUGAAAUCAUUCAUAUUACGAGGAAAUACGUCUUGUGAUUUCAAUUAACCAUUUUUAGAUAAAGAGUGUAAAUACUUAAAUCAAAAGUUUGAUGAAGCGGGGGGGUAAUUAUGUUAAAAUAAAUCAAUAUCCUGCGAUUGUUCCUAUUCGUGUCAUAAUAUCACGCGACGAUUUGUUUAAAUGGUCUACCUAUCAAAUUGUUAUACCUAAAUAAAUAAAAUUUGAAAAAGAACUUAGGAUAUUUACCUUUCUCUUCACAAAAAUCCUCAAGAUAGCUGAUUAUUGGACCCCUUAUCAAUAAUUCCAAUGUCCUAAAUUUUAAUGUAUUUUUGAUAAAUGAAAAGAGGGUAUUAUCCCAACAUUUUUACAAAGUGUUUUUGUCUUAUUAAAUUAUUGGUAAUUAGUAAAUACCUAGACGUCACAGCAAUUAUUAUUAUAAAAUACAGAAAAACCAAUUGAGGUGUUUCAGUUACUUUAUGUGUCUCGGUACGUGAAGUUUGCCUCUAAUAUAUGAGACCAAGUCUCAAAUUUUGUGAAAAUUAGUGUGCUAGAGGUAUUUGUAAUAGCAAUCAGUAUUCUCGCCGCUUUGCUUUGCCAUUGACGAAUCAAUUUUUUUUCUUUAUAAAAUGGUCUAGAUUUCACGCAAACUAAAUUUCUGCCAGUAAAAAAACUUCAUCACAAUGAAACUUCAAAGCGGUCUUGAAGAUUUCGAGAAAAACCCGCAAAUUUGGUCGCUGAUUGAACAAAUUUCCAGUGACGAGUGUCAGGAUGAAGCUUUUUAUCUGUGCAACAUCGAUGAAAUAAUUGAAAAACAUCGCGUGUGGACCAGCGAAUUGCCGAAAGUUGCACCACAUUAUGCCGUGAAAUGUAACGAUGACAUCGUAAUUUUAAAAGUCCUCGCUUCACUGGGCGCUUGCUUCGAUUGCGCCUCUCAAGCCGAAAUCAGCAAAGUCGUAUCCAUUGGAGUCACUCCCGACAGAAUCGUUUUUGCUAAUCCAGCUAAGCCCAUUAGCCACAUUCGCUAUGCUGCUAGUGUAGGAGUUAGCGACAUGACUUUCGAUAGCGAAAGCGAACUUUACAAAAUCCGAAACGUUUAUCCACAUGCCAGGCUCAUUAUUCGUAUAAGAGUAGACGCAGUAGACGCCCAAUGUCCACUAGGCAACAAAUUCGGUUGCGAUCCCAUCGUAGCAGCUCCAAGACUUCUACGUCUAGCUGAAUCCCUGAAUUUGAACGUAAUCGGAAUCAGUUUCCACGUGGGUUCUGGCUGUCGAGAGCCUGCUGUUUUUCGCCGAGCCAUCAAAUCCACCAGAGACCUUUACGAUUACUCCAAAACUUUGGGUUUUGACUUUUCCGUUCUGGAUAUUGGCGGUGGGUACCCGGGAGUACGUGGAUCAUCAAUUAAUGAGAUCGCAAACAUCGUCAACAAUUCCCUAGACGAAUAUUUCAACGACGUUAAAAUUCGAGUGAUUGCUGAACCAGGAAGAUUCUACGUGGCAUCUGCCUACACUCUCACCUGCAAUAUACAUUCCAUUAAAAAUAUUUACGAGGAAGACGACAAAGGCAAUAUAACAGAAACUCAUAGGAUGUAUUAUAUUGAUGAUGGCGUAUAUGGCAGUUUCAAUUGCAUUUUAUAUGAUCAUCAGCUAGUUAAACCUAUACCGCUGGUUGAAAAUCUCGAAGCAAACAAAAUUUCCAGUAGUAUAUGGGGUCCUACUUGUGACGGCCUGGAUCAGGUUAUUGAGGAAAUUAUUUUGCCUGAGAUGAAUAUAGGAGAAUGUAUUGUUUUUGAAGAUAUGGGAGCUUAUACUUUGCCCGUGGCUAGUCCGUUUAAUGGAUUUCCAGUACCGAAAGUUUAUUAUGUGUUUACUAGUGGCGCAUGGUCUGAUUUAAAAGAAACGCUGGCUUUACCUAGCAAUAUUGUUAAAAUAAUUGAGGAAUCGAAUAUUAAACAGAAUCAAUAUAAUCCUGAACGAAAAACAUCGACCAUAUUCGUUGACUCUGCGGCUUUAAAAUCCAUAUUGGUGGGAUCUACAUGAUAUUUGGCUUACUUUUAUUUGAUGUUGCGCAGAGAAUUAUAUUGUGAUGAUAAUUUUGUAAAUAAAUUUUAUUUUAAAAUUGUUUUUUUUUGCAUAUUAAGUACUAAACUUAAAUAAUAUUUAUGUAAAAAUAAUGAGAACUAUAAUCAAUAAUCAGCUAAAUAUUAUGUUAU